AUGGCAACAACAGAGCCCCUUUCUAGGCCAACAACGACGGCGAAGCUUGUUGACCGAUUAAGAGAAUUAAAUUUCAAUUUAAGCAGCGAUCCGUCGAUGGAAAGAGCCACAGAUUCGACCCGAACGAAACAAGAAGUUGAGGCACUCCGUACCUUAUCACAUUCUAUGGUACACGCAUUUUAUAAUGACUUAGAUAAAUCCUACGCUGUUGAGGCUGCCUCUUUGUCGCCAUUUGCCAGUCUAGAGGACUACCCUGUGUUGUUUAAGGCCUUUGUCAACUCAAUUGCAAGCACGUCGGGCGAGUGUGGUAUUCCGGACAUCCAACUGUUGGCUUCGUUUAGUACAUCACUGCACUGUUCCCAGGCUAAGUUGGUUGGUAAGGAGCUCGAGCUUGGGCACGCCAUAUUGGUCAUUCAGAAACGGCUUACAGUAGCUGGCAUUACGGCUGACGACACGAUCCAGUAUCAACUACUGCAAACGCUAUCAGCAGCAUUAGAUGCUAUGAAUGAAGUGAAACCUAAGGGUAUCAGUACUGUUGAAAUGAUACGGCCUCUGUUCAAGCUACUAAAAGAUACUAGCGGUCACCGUGAAUUACGCCUCGCCCAGGCUGCACGGUAUGCAUACCAGGCCCUACAAGGGAUCCCUGGUGAUGUUAGCCCAUGGAAACAAUUUGGGGAAAAUGCAUAUAAAACACUUAAGGCUGGCGCCUCACUAGCCAGUUCUGUUUCGACUCUGGAUCCCGCAAAAUUCCUUGAAGGCCUAGAAGCGCUAGGCGAAGUAGCAGAGCUGGUUACGACUGUUAUAAACGCCAUCAACGACCUCUCAAGCUUAACUUUCGGUGUUACAAAUAUCAACGAAGGCUUCGAGACUGUGUUGAAGCCAGCGCAAUGGUACCUAGCAUUGCGUUAUACCGACUUGCUAAUCCAAGGUGGAAGCCGCGUCGUCCUCGAGUCUUUGCUCAGAAACGAUAAUUUUAAAUCGCGACAUGACAAAAACUUUUUGUGUGGAUUAUGCGCACAGCUAGAGCAGGUCGCCAACGAUGAUCCAGAUAACCCCACUGUCCCGAUGUUAAAAGAGUUCUUAGCUCAACAAAGUAUCAUGUCCAAAUCCAGACGUGUCCGAGAAUGGGUUCAGAUAGUUUUGGGCACAGCCGAGCAAGCGAAAUUAACGAAGCCCUCUAGAAUUGAUCGGAUAACCUCAAAGUUGAAAGGCAGUAUACGCACGCACGAAUUAUCCGUCGGCUAUUGGAAGACGCUAUUCCAGGGACCGGGAGAUAAACUCCUGAAUAGGGCAUGGCCGACUUGUCGAAAGGCUCAAUUAUUCUACGCCGACCAGACCAUACGAAACCAAUACACCGACGAGGCGCUUGGGCAGCUCACUAUUGAACGACUUGGCGAUAAUGAGAGGUUGCCUAUGAGCCAGUGUUAUAUUAACCUAAUUGUUUCUCGAGCUGAUACCGAAACUGACACAGAGAGAGAAGACAUUGUGCCACCUUCGUCCUCACUCCGACCCAUCCGUGAGCCGAGGGAGUCGAGUUAUGUCUUACUACCGAAUCUCUUUCAACCGAAGUUAGGUGUGGGAAAACAGAUUUAUAGGCGUAUCCUUAUCCGCGGGCAGUCUGGGGUUGGCAAAACUACACUCUGCAAGAGGAUUGUUUACGACUUUAUCUACCAUAAUAUGUGGACCGAUAUUAUUGACCGCAUUAUCUGGCUCCCGCUCCGUCAACUCAAGGGCCGAGACAAGCAGAACUACGACAUCCGAAGAUUACUUUACGAACGUUAUUUUAGCAAUUGCAAGGACGGGAAGCUGCUUGUUGAUACACUCUAUGACGAAUUUACCGGCAACAAAAGCAGGACACUCUUUAUUCUUGAUGGCCUAGAUGAAGUAAUACGGGAUGUUUUCUCGUCAGAUUCGCAUUUGUUCCAGUAUCUUCUAGACCAACCCCGAUUAAUCAUCACGACACGGCCGUAUGCAGUUAGUCUGAAUAGGAUUCGGGAAAUCGACCUGGUGGUUGAGACCGUCGGAUUCCACCGUGACCAAAUAGAACAAUACAUUGAAGCCGUGUCCCCAAACAAUGCGCCUGAGAUCCAGGAUUUCUUAGACUUCCAUCCGGUAAUAGAAGGAUUGAUGCGUAUCCCCAUCCAGUUGGACGCUUUUUGUUAUACGUUCGAAGCUAGAACAGUCCACGGUGGCAAUGCCCCGACGACUAUGACCGAGCUCUACCGGGCCAUCGAACAAGCGCUCUGGAAGAAAGACAUAAUUCGGCUAGAAAAGCGUCGCGAAGGCAAUCUAGAGGUGAUUUCUAAGAACGACGCUUGGAGAUCGAACCGAAAAGAUGUUCAGAAGCUAGUACAGGGAGAAGUCAAUGUGCUACAAGCCCUCGCGUUUGCCGCUUACUGCGAAAACGUACAAGAGUUCGACUCAGAAUAUAUGGAUGAGUUCUGGGCUCGUCAAGACACACUAACCGCGUGCCUCCCUACACCAAGGGUCGAAGUGUGGUCAAGUGACUUGGAUAAAUCCUCGUUGCUUCGCACUUCUGAUAGUAGCGUUGGUGCGGAUGGCAGCUACCAUUUCAUACAUAUGACCUUCCAGGAAUAUUUCACGGCGCAAUACUUCGUGCAGCACUGGCCUAACAAGCAAUUGCCACAAUUAGGAAUGAGCGCUGAAAGUUUUCUUCGCAAAGAAAAAUAUAAUCAGCGUUUCGAUAUCGUGUGGCGUUUUGUGGCAGGUCUACUCCAUUCCAAGGGGGGCAUAGAGAAGUUCUUCGAGGUGAUUGAGAGCCAACCCUACGACCUCUACGGUCCCACACAUCAACGUCUAAUUAUGCGUUGCUUGGCAGAGGUUCCGCGACACCAGAAAUCUAUAAACUUUGGAAGACUUCGCGGCAAUCUAGAAGAUCGACUAAGGCAGUGGCUCAUUUGCGAACAUCGCUUAGGACGUAGAAUGGGCCUACGCGCUGACAUGGAUUUCCCAGAACUCAUUUUGCAACGUUGCUUGGUAGACACGCCAAUGAUGCUCAAAUAUUUAACACGUCGCCCAAGACUAUCACUAGGGUUCAUCAACCACGUGGCCAAUAACUACUUGAGAAGUGACGUCCCGACAUAUAUAAAAAGGGAAGCUAUUAACAUGCUCGAGUCUCACCGCGAUGCCAUACCGGAGAAUUCUAUUCACCGGAUAGUGGCCGCAAUCAAAGACGACGAUAGACGGGUCCGUAAGCUUGCGGCAUAUUUCUUCAAAUGGUCAAUCUUGUCAGACGAACUCCUUCUAGAGAUAGUCUCCUUCUUGGAAGAGUCGAAUUGUGACAUCCAAACUGAUAUAGUCGAUUUCCUAGGAUAUCGCCCACACUUAUCGGAUAGAAUCCUCGUACAGUUGUCAGCUGAGUUGAGGAAUCUAGAGCACAGCGUGUCCUCCGGUAUAGCAAAGAUUCUUAACCAGCAGUCUGUUCUUGGAGAAGAGGUAAUCAUGGACUUACUGGACAUGAAUGGAUAUCUCGCGGAGCAAGAGCUUUCAGUGGUUGUAGGUCGUUCCCUCAGGGAUUUACUGCUUAAGCAAUCGGCUUUUCCAUCGAAAAUUAUGGAAAAGCUGCUGAUCAUAUUGAAGAAUCCACUGGACACCAAUUGGAAGUAUGUCGCAGGAAUAUUGAACGCCUGUGCUUUGGAGGAAAGACCUGAGCUCCUUCGAAGCAUUGUAAUCCCAUUGAAUGACCCCACGAGAAGCGACCGGUUCAAAGCAAUGGGGAUUCUGGCCCGACUAAAGAGUUUGCGGGAAAAAGACCUCCACGAGAUAAUUGAUUUGAACAUGGAUUCUGCCAUGGAUGUCUUAUCCCAAUGCGAUAAUCUACCUGAAAGCGUUCUCCUUAGGAUAGCAAGUGUUUCAAAGGGGCCCGAUAGGAAUGGCCAGUAUCAUGUAUGGUCAAUCAUGUGCAAGCAGAACUUACUGCCAGAAAGCGUCCUCAAUUGGGUAGUAGAUGCAUUGGGAGAUCCCAACUUGGAAGUCCGAGACUACGCCAGCAAUGCUCUAAGCAAACAAAAGCCGACAUUGCCAAAGGCAAUUCUGCAAAAGAUGGUCGAUUUAUUGGAUGAUCCAAAACGGCUGUUCGGCGCGACAAAUGUUUUAGCUGAGUGGGACGAUCUACCAGAAGGCAUUGUUAGAAAAUUAAUGACCCUAUUUCGAGAUCCCGACUUAAAUACCCGAUCCGCCGCAAUUGAUGUUUUAAGAAAGCAAAAGCAAUUCCCAGAGGAUUUUAUUCAGGAAAUGACCAACAUCAUGAAUGACCCGGAAAGAUGCUCCGAUGUGACGAAAGUCUUAGUCAAUCAAUCAUCUCUACCGGAGCCGAUCGUACAGAGAGUGCUAGCCUGUUUCAAGGAUACAAUAAGGCGUUUUCAGUCAGACGAAUCCCAGUCACGAGACUCAGAUAGAUUCCAUGAUAUCCUAUUCCGCCAGUCCACCCUACCAGAGAAGGUUCUCCAAGAUCUCAUAGAAUUGUUACAAGGGUCAGAUAUAGAACUACGGUCUACAGCACGAGAGCUCCUUUGCAGAGUACCACUCCCAGAGAAGAUUGUAGAAAAUAUAAAGGGCCUGUUAGAAUGUGAUGAUAUAAGUAUCCAAGUUGAUGCAAUGCGAGCCUUGAACUGGCGAUUAUCACUACCGCACGGAAUCAUUCGCAGAAUGGUUUCUAAGCUACAGGGUAGUAGUUAUUCAGACCGCUGUGCAUUCGUGGAUAUAUUGGAUCACCAGGAUACUGUACCGUCCGAUACCCUGCCGCUUUUAGUGCCCCUUUUGUGCACUGUUCCAAGUUCUAGGGCCUGGGAGAUAUUGGAUAAGUGGCGACCAGCUCUGUCAGAGAAGGUUCUCCAUGAUUUAGCGGUUCAACUAAAGCAUCCACAUCCAUUCGGACAAUAUCGUAUAUACAACAUUCUGAUAAACCGGUCGCCUUUGCCGGAUAUCAUACUUCAGGAACUAGUCGACGUCUUACUUCACAACCCAGAGGAACCCGCUGCUCGUAUGAUAAUAGCUAUUCUCGACUACCAGACGCGUAUGUCAGAUGCAAUAUUCGCCUCAUUUCUUAGUCAAAUGAGCAGGGAACAUUUCAUACAUUGGUAUAGAACGUCGCUAGAGAAAAGCUUCGGCGAACCCGUAGCAUGGGUUCUCGACGAAGAAACUUCCAUUAUGUACCUGCCUUACGGGGAUAGGAGGGUCGUCAUGAAUGCCUCGUUGAGCGAUAAAGUACGCGAUGCACGAGCGUCGCUGGGCAUCCCCGUCAUCGAAUUUGAUCGAGUGUCCUAG
Molecule: messenger RNA, 5286 nt
Organism: Hypoxylon trugodes
Lineage: Eukaryota; Fungi; Ascomycota; Sordariomycetes; Xylariales; Hypoxylaceae
Exons: 2
Coding region: 1-5286 (1761 amino acids)
Source: RefSeq, a predicted model, not a curated record